Messenger RNA from Aspergillus affinis, 1833 nucleotides. Its product is annotated as transcription factor domain-containing protein. The record is from RefSeq and is a predicted model, not a curated record. Gene Ontology annotation, biological process: positive regulation of transcription from RNA polymerase II promoter by galactose; DNA-templated transcription. NCBI's taxonomy places the organism in Eukaryota, Fungi, Ascomycota, Eurotiomycetes, Eurotiales, Aspergillaceae. The transcript is spliced from 6 exons. Gene Ontology annotation, molecular function: zinc ion binding; RNA polymerase II cis-regulatory region sequence-specific DNA binding; DNA-binding transcription factor activity, RNA polymerase II-specific. The coding region runs from base 1 to 1833 and encodes 610 amino acids. Gene Ontology annotation, cellular component: nucleus.
AUGGAAGCAUCCCACGAGCCAAACUCAGAUGACGAGAGCGCGGUCUUGUCGGAUAAAUUCGAAUGGCGAGAAACCCCAUUGACAUCACAGCCAGGACAACAGCAAAGUCAACUGGAUGGGAUGACAUCACUUCCAAUGGGAAGAACAGAGUCGGGUUAUCUGGGGCCUAGCUCUGGAACCAGUCUCCUUCGAACAAUCUCAGACUUGAUUCCAGAGAACACAGAGUCAGGAACUGGUCAACCAGAGAACACCUCGCCUGCAAACACCAAUUCAACGGAGAGCCCAGCUCUAUCGAUAGACCUUGGGAACGCAGCGACUUUCGAUAAUUUGAUCGGUGCUUAUUUCAUGGAAACUACCUCCAAAAAAGGAGAUCGCCCAAAUACAGGAUACAACUUCAUUGGCAUUGCUUAUAGGAUGGCUCUUGGCUUGGGUCUGCAUCGUGAACCCCCCGGAGCAGCAUCAGCAGACACGUUGUAUAAUGAACAACGAAGUGUUGUUUGGUGGAUCACGUAUUGCUUUGAUAGUGGCCUUAGUUUGACGACCAGGAGACCCUUGAACGUUUCGGACUCGUUUAUCGAGACCCGCUUGCCACGAAACAUUGACGACUCUGUACCUCAAGACAAGGCUUUACCGACUUUAGCACGAUUGAUGUCUAUUGGCAAUGUGGUCUUCAACGAACUGAUUUCUUCGAUUAAUCAAGGUGCUUGGGACCUCAAGGUUUCUCGAUCCAUCGAUUGCCAAUUCAAAGCAUGGAAAUUAUCACUGCCCCAAUAUUUCACGGCUCAGGACAUCCCAGUUGGUUCCGCGGACCACGAGCAAUCGUUAUGUGGAAAGAGCAGAAUCUACGAGAUGCUGUGGUGGGGAUGCCAGCGCAAGUGCAAUCAACCUUUGGACAGAGAAGAAGCACAAAACAUGUGUCAUUUCGCGGCAGUCGAAACAAUCCAAGAGAUCGCCAAUUUCUGUCAAAACAACCAGUAUAGCUUCCACACCGGUCUCAGCUAUAGUAUUCAGGAUCGGUUCCGUCCUAAAGAAAUGCCACAAAUGGCGAGACGCUUUGGAAAAUCUAUUCUCAGUGGAGGAAUCGUGCAUAUCAGCGUGGGCGCUGAUGAAAUUCCAUUUGAUGUGCAUUUGGAGUUGUUGUGCGACGGCUCCCCCUACUUCGAUUCCUUAUUUAAAGACCGAAGUGAGAGACCUAUUUCGGAAGACCCCCUUCAGUUUCCAGACGAUGAUCCAGACACAUUCUCUGAAUUUCUGGGUUGGAUGUAUCAAGGGGAGAUUUCCAUCGAGUUAGCUACUCCGAAACGUAUGCGCAACUUGUUUCAGCUCUGGGUUCUUGCUGGCAAAUUCGAAGUUCCUACACUACAAAACAACGUUAUUCAGUGCUGCAAAGUCGGUCUAGAUAAAAAUUCUUAUGCUAUCUUUGGGUGCGACACGAUCAAAUACGUUUAUACUCACACGUUGCCCAAAUCACCACUACGCUUGCUUCUGGUCGACAAUUGGACGCAAAACGCAACCAAAACGCGCUUUUUAAACCGACAAGAAGAACUACCUCCUCAGUUUCUCAAUGACCUCUGCUGCGCCUUGAUUGAAGAAAAAGAACGUCGAACGGAUACACCUACUGGAUAUAUGGAUUCGGUGGAACGCUAUUUUGUGCCUGAAGCGGCUGAUAACAAAAGAGAGCCCUUUACACAAGCAGGGGACGACCCAGGUACUAUCAAAACUGCAACCCGUGAACAAAUAAGAAACAGGAAAAUCCUCCCCUUGGGUCACGCAUACAAAACAUCUUCUGCUAGUCCUCAUUCAAGUGAGGGUGACCGAAAGAGUGAGAUAUAG